Erigeron canadensis is the source of this 1755-nucleotide messenger RNA. RefSeq lists its product as uncharacterized. The record is from RefSeq and is a predicted model, not a curated record. Bases 112 to 1512 code for a protein of 466 amino acids. Gene Ontology annotation, molecular function: calmodulin binding. The transcript is spliced from 2 exons. NCBI's taxonomy places the organism in Eukaryota, Viridiplantae, Streptophyta, Magnoliopsida, Asterales, Asteraceae.
AGGUCUCUUCAUCUUAUUAAUCAAUCCCUUUUCUGUUACACCCUCCUUUUCUUCUUUAUCAAAGGAAAAAAAGCUCACGUAACAGAAAGGUUAAGUGCUCUUACUAUUGUAAUGGCAACCCAAAUUACACGAACCCCGAAAAACAGAAAUACAUCAAGGGCAUUGGUAUCUAUAUCAGGGCCUGCAUACACGGUCGCUGUUGGUGGUGCUCCAAGAGGUUCUAAAGCCAAAAGCAAGAGGUACAUCAUAUCAAGUUCUCAAUGCACUACUGGAGAAAAAUGUCGUAUUCUCUCACGUUAUCUCAGACCUCCAUUGGGUUCUUGUCAUGAUUUGUGUAAACAUGGUAUAGAAAAUGAAUUGCUAGAACUAAAGAGACCUACAAGAAGGUCGGGAUCAAGAAAAAGGCCAGUCAUCAAGAAGAAAAUCAUUAAAAUGACUGAAGUUCCUGCGGAGAGAACCAAGAUAACAAAAUCAAAGCCUAAACCUUCUCGUGGUCCUAUUUUCCGUGGAACUGCUGAAUGUGUCAACGUCAUGAAGUGGGAAAACUCGAUACCAUCUAAAAAAGGUGGAGUUUCAAAAAGCAGUUCAACGACGCAACAUGAGCUCAAUAUACCUAAAAGGCGUAAUCUUUCUUUUAAUUCUUUGGCACGAUUAAAUGGACAAAAACUUGAAAAAGACUCCAAGACUACUAAAACUACAAGAAUGGUACGUAAAUCAACUUCUGUAGAAAGAGUAUCCCCCAAGGCUACUCGGACUGGAUCGUUGCCCAAGAACCAUAAGUUUGGGUCUCCUGUACAGAAUCAAAAUAGAAUUACAAAAAACAAACUCAAAAAGUUGAUUGCCGAGAAGGUUCAGGAAAUGACCUUGCAUGAAGCUGAGAGAACAGAGUUGGAAUUUGUUGCUCCAACUGUUGAAAUAGUUGAGUGUCCUCCAACUCUACCUACAGAAUCAACCAACCUUCCAAAUUCUGAAAGUUCACAAUCAGCUUCUGAUGAACAAGAUGUAAGCUUGAAGUCUCAGCAUGAUGAUGACAAAGCAGUUUCAGAAGAAGAAUGUGAAUACACUGGUACCGAAGAAGUUGUCUAUGAAGAUGAUUAUGAAAUAGAAACUUCAGAAGGGAAUUGCAAUUUUAGGGUGGUAAUUUGUGAAGACAAAGAUGGGGGGUAUAAAGUAAAGUUCAGGAAGGGAAGGAUUGUUGAAUUCGAGUCUGGGGAUAGUGGUCCGAGGAGGCUCAAAUUUAGGAGAGGGAAAGUCCUAGAUGAUAAUGGGGAAGAGCAGAUUGGUAGAAUAAGGUUUAGAAAGAGAGUUGAUGAAGCAAGAAAUGAUUCUUGUCACGACUCAAAAACAGUUACAUUGAAGCAUCAAGAGAUGCAAAGGAAAGAAGCUCAGGAAUUGUUUAAUCGUGUAAUAGAAGAAACAGCAAGUAAGCUAGUGGAGAGCAGGAAGACAAGGGUAGGGGCAUUGGUGGGUGCUUUUGAAACAGUCAUCUCUCUUCAACCUACCUCUGAAUGAUAAGCAUCAUUUUUGCAGGACUUGACCUUUUUGUACAUGAACUAUAGAAUAUAGAUGAAGAGGGCGGUUUGAGGGGACGGUUGGUUUUGUAUAAGGGAAGAAAGGUUGAUGUACUCAGGAACUGUUUGUGCCGUGCUCUAUUGUGAUUUAUUAAAGGUUUGUGGUUGCUUGAUAUUGAGUUUUUGAAUACUUGUGCUUAUAGACAAAAGCUCAUGAAUUAAUAAAAACUUCCAUAAUGGUUUA